CGCGAAGGCAGCUGGUUACUGAUGGUGAUUCAAAAAAGUGUUGCCUGAUUAAAUUUAUAAUAUAAGAUCACAACAUGUUGGUCUUCUGUGAUAUUUUUGACUUCAAAGUACUUAUAUUUGCCUGUUUAUUGGCGUUUUUGCCACAUAAUUUCGCAAACGAUACUAAUGAAGGCGCUUUAUCGCUUACUCAACAAAAUAUCGAUAUGACGCUUGCAACAAAUGAAUUGGUAUUUAUAAAUUUUUACGCACAGUGGUGCCGUUUUAGCAAUUCGUUAGCUCCUAUUUUUGAAGAAGCUGCAAAUAAAAUAAAAAAUGCAUUUCCUGAACCAGGGAAAGUUGUAAUGGCAAAAGUAGAUUGUGAAAGGGAAUCUUCUAUUGCUUCAAGGUUUCAUAUCACUAAGUAUCCAACUUUAAAAGUUAUAAGAAAUGGUCAGCCAACCAAACGAGAAUAUAGAGGACAGCGAUCUGUAGAAGCUUUUGAGGAAUUUAUAAAGAAACAAUUGGAGGAUCCUAUUAAGGAAUUUUAUGAUUUAAAGGAAUUAACUAAUUUAGAUGAUAAAAAAAGAAUGAUCAUUGGAUAUUUUGAUAGAAAGGAUGUUCCUGAAUAUGAAAUGUUUAGGAGAGUUGCUACAAAUCUCAAGGAUGAUUGCCAAUUCCAUGUUGGCUUUGGGAAUGCAAGUAAAGCUAUGCACCCUCCAGGAGAACCUAUAAUUGUCUUCCGGUCUGAUAAAGCACUUUCUAAUGAUGAAGAUGAAACGUAUCAUGGAAGUUUGAACAAUUUUGAUGAAUUAAAUGUUUGGGCACAAGAAAAAUGUGUUCCUUUUGUGAGAGAAAUCACAUUUGAAAAUGCUGAGGAAUUAACAGAGGAAGAUUUACCUUUUCUUAUAUUGUUUCAUGCUCCCGAUGAUGUUGAGAGUGUUAAAAUGUAUAAAGAUGUAGUAUCAAGGACAUUACUUGAUGAAAAACAAAAUGUAAAUUUCUUAACUGCAGAUGGUAUGAAAUUUGCUCAUCCUCUACAUCAUUUAGGAAAAACUCCAGCAGAUUUGCCUCUAAUUGCCAUAGAUAGUUUUAGACAUAUGUACCUGUUUCCAAACUUUAAUGAUAUUCAUGUAGAAGGAAAACUAAAAGCUUUUCUACGAGAUUUAUAUUCAGGAAAGUUACAUAGAGAAUUUCAUUAUGGGCCAGAUCCUAGUAACGAAGUACGAGAAAUUGUUGGACAAAUUAAGGUGCCUACAACUCCACCAGAAUCUACAUUUAAGAAAUUAGCACCUAGCAAAAACAGGUAUACAUUACUCAAGGAUGAACUAUAAUAAUAGAAUUAAUGAAACUCAGGAUAAGAUUUGUAUGACUUUGGUUAUGCAAUUUGUUAGUUUUCACAGUUAUUUACAAUGAUAAAAUCCAAAUUCGUUGUAUAAUUGAAAAAAAAAAUAUUAAUCAAUGUUAUAGACGUGAUAACAUUUUUAAAAUCAUUUAUACAGUAUUGUAGUAAAAUUAAAUGCUUAUUUAGUCUAUUUUAAAUGGAAAUGGAAUUUUCACGGCCAAUCUCAUACUAAUAAUUUAAAAGAAAGUAUGUAAUUCCAACCUAAAGUGUUUGGAUCUCUACCAAAUGUUAUAUACAUUUAAACUCUAACCUGUACAAAAAUUAUUCACGAUAUACAUAUAUAUAUAUAUAUAGUCGAAACCUUCGAACGGGUUUCGUUACAGGAAAUAAGUAGAUUUUAUUCUAUUUUUACAUAACACGUGCUUUUUGUAUUACCUUUCUUUUCGUAUUGAAUAUUAAAAACGGUAAUAAUUCUUAAUGGAACUAUAAAUGAACGCCAGAGAUGUUAAUCUCCCAGUGUCAAUAUUCGUAUAAUAGAUGUUAUAUCUCAACUUAUAACGCGAUUUAUAGAAUAUUAUUAAAAAAGAGAAAAAGAAGAAUACAAAGAAAUUACCCAACGAUAGGUAAAAAUGUUGUAAUAUAUCGUUCCAUAAUCAAUCAAACUUAAGUUUUACACUACCAAAUGUACUGUUGAUAUCAUGGCUGCGAUACGACCUUUGUCCCACGUCUUUUUAUGCUUCUCAAUUACAAGAUUCUCUAAUCUCUUCAUUAAAUUUCAAUUAUCGAACAAAACGUUACACUUAAGACGAUCACCUUUUGAUACUUUUUAAUUACUUUUUUCAAAACUAAGCACAACGUGAAAUCGCAGUACAUGAUCGCGAGUAUGUUGAGGACGCUGAGUGAAAUGCGCGGGAACACUCGAUCGCGUUCGAUUGCGUUCGAUUUUCGAUAUUAGAGCGUGAGUGAAUGAAAAUUUGAAAUCGAUUGUUUCGUUUAAAAUGAAUCGCUUCUUGGGUAAAGUAUUUUAGAAUUGAUAUAUAUCGACAAGUUUCAAAUAUUUCGAAUAUUUGAAUAUAAGUAAAAAAAAAAAGAAAAAAAUAAUAUUUCGUAUGAUAUAGUACUAAGAUACUCCUAAGAAGCCAAUUUGUAUGGAUGAUGGUAUUAACUUUUCUGUUAAUAAACGAUUUCUAAGUCAGAUAUCUACAAA
Molecule: messenger RNA, 2528 nt
Organism: Apis laboriosa (Himalayan honeybee)
Lineage: Eukaryota; Metazoa; Arthropoda; Insecta; Hymenoptera; Apidae
Gene: ERp44
Product: endoplasmic reticulum resident protein 44
Exons: 6
Coding region: 75-1310 (411 amino acids)
Source: RefSeq, a predicted model, not a curated record